CAACAACUCACCCCUUCCCACUCUUCAAGGUCACACCAGGUCCAUCCCCAAAUUCAUCAUGUCGCCUCUCUUGACGGCGCCCAGCAGGCUUUUGGAGCUGACACCCGAGCUCCUGGAGCUUGUUCUGUCGUUCCUCAACCCUUGCGACCUCACCCGUUUCGGGCAGACCUGUCGUUCGGCAAACGCCUUCAUCCAUCCUGGGAAUCAAGUCCUCUGGAAAUCCGCAUUUCUUCAUGUCUUCGACAAUCCAAAAGGAGCCUGGGAACUCCUUCAGCCCACUGCUCGAGCUGCGAAUCGCACUCGCGAGUCUGAGUGGGAUUGGUUCCACGAAGUCCACCGGAGGUGCACCGCUCUCAACGCAGUCUGUGAUGGUGACGCCGUCGCUUUGUCAAAUCCUGAAGACAUAAUCACCACAUUUCUGGACAUCCUUGAAUCGGCCUCUUAUUCCAACGUAAUUGGUUCGAAGGCCCGGAUUUCCCUCAAUGUUGACUUCCUGGAAAAUCUCUUCCGAAUUGCCCCUCGCCCCGAGAGAAUAGUCCACGAUUAUCAUAGAGAUAUUGAUUCACAAUCUCUGCCUCUUGAAUUCAUGACUGACUCGAAUCGUCCACUCACUCGAUCAAUGCUGGGGCGGAGAUCUCUUGUUCCUGAUUGGGCAAGUCGCUUUCACAUUUUCUAUGGGUCCACAAAAAGGGAGGAUGACUCAACUCGGGCGAAAUCGUCGGCAAGGGCUCUAGUGUACGAUUGGUCGAUUACAGGCGCAGAUGCUGAUUACGGCCCCUUCAAAAAUGACAAAAGCGGCGCAGUUAAUUGGCAGGUCCUGGAGGCAAUCACAUCACUUAUGCUCCGCAUCUUCGACACUACAUGCCCUGCCGGUCUGCAGACCCCACACGGAUUCAGGCACAGCAUCCCUUUCUCCCUGCCUUCGGAUCCCUUUGUUAAGGAUGACUGGGCGGGUGUUACUGGCACUUUUGUGGGAACUUAUGCUUUUCUUGACUACAGAGCCUUGGUUCACUAUAAUUUUGCAAAUCAUCUCGAGUACCCCAUGGACUUGGGGCAAUAUGAGGAAGCUUGUGGCGACAUCAUGCGACUGAAACUAAAGCUCAGCAAUGCUGAGGACUUACGGAACGACAAUAGGCUCCAAACAAAAAUGCCAUAUUGCGCAGACCUGCCUACAAUCUAUUUCACUGGAUCUUCCAAUGGCCGCCCAAUCGGGCGGCCGUCAAUCCUUGUUAGAGGAUCUGCCUCUCUAGUUCCUGGUGGACGGCAGGUACGCUGGAGGUUCAUCAUCAGUUACGCUGGUCAAGACCAAUGGCAACUGGAGGGUGUGCAACCAGGCGGAAUUCGUUCGGGUGGUAUAUACGGUCUUUGGAGCCAUGUUGAGCAUGAGGAACAUGGCCCCGUGGGACCAUUUUGUUACUUUCCCUAUGAUGUCUGCGCCCCUGCUCAAAAGUAAGGCGACUUCAAAUUGAUGCAGCUUUACUACAUAUAUAUGUAGAGAGCGUCACUCGCCUUCGAUUAUUGCUCCGAGCGUAUUCACAUCACAAGCCCUCAUCAGUAAUCCCGCACAAGUAUUACUUGCCAUUUCAAGGCUUUCCUUUUUCUCCUCAAUAUUCCUCCAUUUUUCCACAAUAUGUACGGCAAGGGAAUUCCGCAAAGAAUGGCCACCACCCCAGCCAACAAGUAUUGCUUCAACCGCAGCCGAGUACUGAAAACAGUCCUGGUGUGAAAUCAGGAACACAAAAGCGAGUGCAUUCCGGAGCAGCAUACCGACUCGAAAUAUGUCCACAUCCAAAUACAGCGAUACCGAUGUCUGGAAUGGCCCAAUGAGCCUUCGUUUCUGCUGCUUAACAAUACCAUAAUAUACUAAUAGGAAUAAGAAGUGCGCCC
Lindgomyces ingoldianus is the source of this 1887-nucleotide messenger RNA. RefSeq lists its product as uncharacterized. The record is from RefSeq and is a predicted model, not a curated record. The coding region runs from base 59 to 1453 and encodes 464 amino acids. The transcript is spliced from 3 exons. Gene Ontology annotation, molecular function: protein binding. NCBI's taxonomy places the organism in Eukaryota, Fungi, Ascomycota, Dothideomycetes, Pleosporales, Lindgomycetaceae.